Molecule: messenger RNA, 513 nt
Organism: Portunus trituberculatus (swimming crab)
Lineage: Eukaryota; Metazoa; Arthropoda; Malacostraca; Decapoda; Portunidae
Product: proline-rich proteoglycan 2-like
Exons: 1
Coding region: 1-513 (170 amino acids)
Source: RefSeq, a predicted model, not a curated record
AUGCCCAGCGAACCAAGGAUUCCAUCUCCUGUGCCAGCUGUGUCAGAGGCUCACCUCAGCCCCUCACCCGCACCUUCAAGUGUGACCUGUGCACCUCCGCUUACUGAAGAUGACCAGAAUGGCGCUGCAGGGCCUCUACCACAUGCCUGUAAGACAAUCUCUGAGCAGGCGUCAAGUGGCUCAGGACCUCCACCGCCUGGCCCCGUAGAUAGGAGACUAACUGCAGUGCCCAUUCCGCGUCGCUCCACCUGUGGACGUCCGUCAACAACUAGAACUGGGCCUGGUAAGCCUCCCAAGGCACCUUGCCAUCGAACUCCGCUGGCUUCCUCCAUUUAUGACGGGCCCUUAGAGAAGGAAGUGUGGACCGGCUGCCCGUACAGUCCCCCUCCUCGCUGCUGGGAGACGAAGGAAGGCGCAGAAAGGCGGCGCCAGCUCCAAGCGCCAGGACAGCGCACAGCCCUAACCGGUGUCCCUGCGUCAUCUUGGUCUUCCACUGCUUCCUUCUUGAAGUAG